Molecule: messenger RNA, 2547 nt
Organism: Sporisorium graminicola
Lineage: Eukaryota; Fungi; Basidiomycota; Ustilaginomycetes; Ustilaginales; Ustilaginaceae
Exons: 1
Coding region: 1-2547 (848 amino acids)
Biological process (GO): regulation of phosphatidylinositol 3-kinase/protein kinase B signal transduction; phosphatidylinositol 3-kinase/protein kinase B signal transduction; cell motility
Cellular component (GO): cytosol; nucleus; cell projection
Molecular function (GO): protein tyrosine phosphatase activity; phosphatidylinositol-3,4,5-trisphosphate 3-phosphatase activity
Source: RefSeq, a predicted model, not a curated record
AUGACCACCAUCGCACGCCGCAUCGUAAGCGGCCAAAAGGCGCGCUUCCAAGACCCUUUGCUGCACCUCGACCUCGACCUCACCUACGUCACGGACCACAUCAUCAUCAUGGGAUUUCCCGCCUCGGGCGUCGCCUCGCUCUACCGCAACAAGCGCUCCGACGUACGUCGCUUCCUCGACAAGCGACACGACGACCUCUACCGCGUCUACAACUUCUGCCCGCUCACUGAAAACUCGUACGACCCGGACGAGUUCUACGGCAGGGUCUCGCGUUUUCCCUUUCCAGAUCACCAUGUUCCGCCGCUCAGCCUCAUCCCGCUGUUCGUGGCCGACAUCACCGAGUAUCUCGAGUCGGACCCGGACGCCACCGCGGUGAUUCACUGCAAGGCGGGCAAGGGCAGGUCCGGCACCAUGACCUGUUGCUAUUUGGUAUCCUUGCCCUAUCUGCCGACGGCACCCACGAGUGUGAGGAACUAUAGCAAAAUGCAGAGGCCCGAGAAUCAGAGCGUUGCACCACCGCCGCCACUGGCUGCAAACGCAGCUUCUACGCUUACUGAACGGCAACCAGGCGCCGUGCAAACUCCGACAUCGACACGAAUGCUGCCGCCAGGGUCGACACCCGAGCCUCCCCCGCGCAGCAGCAGCAGCAGCUGCAUGACAACUCUACAGAUCCCUCGCUCGGCAGCAUGGACCCAAGCCGCACCCAUCGUGCCAUCUCAAGCCGGCACUCUCCGCCGACGCCCUUCACUCGCACCCGAGCAAAGCAUCAUCCGCAACGACGACCUCAACCCGCAAGCCGAGAUCGACCAAAUCUCGCAACGGCUCCAGACCAUUUUUGAUUUGCAUACCGAACGGCGGAUGAAGCCGCCAUCCAAGAAGAAGAGCAGUGCAACCAUAGGGCGACAACGUUCACGCUCACAGGCAGCGGCGGGAUUGCGGCCAUCGGCACAUUCGACGGGGGCCAUGAACAGUGCUGCUGUCAGUACGGCGUCGUUGCGUGCACUUGGCGCUGGUCCAGCGGGGAGGAGCUGCGAUGCUCUCCACCACGUGUCGUCGCAGAGGAGUAGCGGUGGCGAUCUGAGCGCGAGCUUGUAUUCGCGGUUUGCAACGCACAGCAGUCGGGCGAGUGCGAGCAUCUCGCGCGACUCGCACAACUUUGACGAUGCAUACGCCGACCUGAGCGGAUCAACGAUGGACGCGUAUGCGCUUGGCCGCAGCGGUGACGCUGCCAACAACAACCAGAGCGCAGACUCGAUCGCAGUGAACCAGAACACUGAAGACCACUCGAGCACGAAAGCACCCAAGAUGGGCGUGUCCAUCCCAAGCCAACGCCGAUGGGUGGGCUACUGGACGCGCAUCCUCUCCGGCCGCGACGCGCGUCUCUCCAUGACCUCGCCACUCCGCCAACCGCGACGCCUGAUCCGCAUCACGCGCAUUUCGGUCGACCGCCAUGCGCCCACGUCCACCUCGCAAUCCUUCCUGGAGCGUCUGGUGCCGCACUCGGAUGCGCUCAGCGUCCAGCUCGUGCGCUACCAGGACGCGCUCGUCGACAGACUCGAGUCGUGGGAGCGCCACGCACGCCGUCGCGCCAGAGCGUUCGGUCAGCACGACCCGUCGGCGCAAGCCGGCGAUCUGGACGCCGAGCAGCAGCAGCAGAAGCAGUACCUCAAGACGCUCCGUCGCAAGGCGUCCGAUCUGCACUGUUGGGAUGGUGGCAAGUUUGGUGAGCAGCACGAGGGGAGGAUUGGCAAUUGGGGGGUGUGUGUCAAGGCCGAGGCCGACAGGGCGAGGGCGUUUGAUUGGAGGGACGAUCAGCCGCAGUUGGAGUAUUUUGCGCUGUUGAGUGAGACUGCCGAGAGGAAGGUGGUGGAGAGCAAGGUGUGGAAGUACACGUUUGAGCCCAAGGGACAGCAGCAGGACGGUGAAAGCGAAAAGGAGAGACAGUCGUCCACAUCGAGUGCGGAUUCGGGCUACUAUUCUUCCGCUACCACUGCGAACACCAACGCUCAGCCUGUGGCUUCUCAGAGUCUCGCUCCACCUAGCAGCUCAACACCGCAGCUCGACUCUCAUCGCGGUAACGGCACACUGCGAAAGAUGACCCGCAAAGCAUCCACCCUCUUCACGCGCACCGACGCCAACACCCACCCCACUGCCACCAGAACCACAUCCUCCGAAGAAGACACCACGCCUCCCUCCUCCACCUCGUACCUCCCGCAUCCCAACGCUUGCUCCUCUUCCUCGCCCGGACUCAGCGUAGGCCAGAUCUUGGACGCAGACCGCGAAGUGUGCGUCAAGAUCCUUGUCGGCCGCACGGGCUCGAAACACGCCAAGCUGCCAGACAUCGCGUCGGCGGGCUGGUGCUGGUUUAUCCCUUCGUUUGAGGACCCGGAUGCCGGGGUUGCCGGCAUGGCGCGCAAAGGUGCUAAGACGCAGAUUCGGUUCGAGGCGCACGAGAUUGAUUUCAGGAAACAGCCGUUGGGCCUCAAGGCGAUCGAGGUCGAGUGGGAAUGGGUCAGUGUUGGACUAGAUGAUCAGGAGGAGGAUUAG